AUGCCAGCCAUCGCUCGCAAGAUCCUCAUCUGCGCAGCGAUCGACGGGCUCAUCAUCCAGCCUCUCUCCUCCAAAGGCCAGCGACCCUUCCAGCCCGUCCGCAUCAAGUAUGGCGAUGCCACCGUCUCGCACGUCGCGCGCGAGCAUGUCCCCGACGCUCCCAAGCCCGAGUCUUCUUUCGAGGCUUUUGGGGUCAUUGGUCUCAUCACUGUCUCCAAGUUGAGUUAUCUCAUCACAAUUACCCGCCGUCAGCAGGUCGCCCAGAUCUGCGGUCAUCCAAUCUACGUUGUGACCGAAGUAGCCGUCACACCAUGCACCUCCAAGACGGGCGCCGACGAGUCCAUUCGGAGGACGUCUAGUCACCUAUCACGACAGGCUCGCGAUUCUGGUGAUGAGAGCGAUAGUAGCGAGGAAGAAGUCGAGCUUCCCUCGCGCACAUCGGACGAAGUCGAAGACGCUGUCAUUGAGGAUGAGGAUACCAGGCCAGACUCUGCCAGGAGCCGUGUCGCCGAGGACGUCAUCCGCAGGAGGGGUAGUUAUGGGCGUUUCGCCCAGCGAUGGUUCAGCCGUAGCGGUUGGACCAUGGAUCAGAAAAGGAUUAUGGGGUUGAGCAAUUCCGCGAGCGUUCCGGAAAUGGCCAUCGUUGACACUUCACCGAGCAAGACACCAGAUGAAGAACCUACGAAGGGGGCCCUCAGCGAGCCAGAGCUUCUCCCAAAACUGCUGAGAACUGUUCAAGUUCUCUUUGGCUCAUCACGGAGUUUCUACUUCUCGUACGACUUUGAUCUCACGCGUUCACUCGCCAAGAGAUCCGUGUCACCCAGCAAUGGCACGCCCCUUCAUGCCCAGGUGGACGACGUCUUCUUCUGGAACCGAAACCUCUUACAGCCCUUUAUCUCUUCUGGGCACGAUUCUCUGGCUCUACCUCUGAUGCAAGGCUUCGUUGGACAGAGGACCUUUGUCGUUGAUAGUCAGCCUCCACAAAUGGACGACACGGGCAAGGACUCCGUCGAGCUGUCCAAUCUCACGCCCUCCAAGUCCCAAUCGGACACUCCUCCACUUGAGAGCUCCAGAGCCUCAAUUGACCUCCGUCCCUCGGAGAGGAGAUAUCUCAUCACCUUGAUAUCACGCAGGUCUACGAAGCGAGCUGGUCUGAGGUAUCUCCGCCGCGGUAUAGAUCAAGACGGUUUCGUCGCAAACAUGGUUGAGACAGAGCAGCUUCUAUCCUCGCCUGCAUGGGACGCAUCCUCAAAGGUCUACUCUUUUAUGCAAAUCAGGGGUAGCAUUCCUCUCUUCUUCACACAGUCCCCAUACUCUUUCAAGCCAGUGCCCAUUCAGCAGCACUCCGAGGAGGCAAAUCGCGCCGCCUGCCACAAGCACUUUGAAAGCCUCUCUAGAAACUAUGGGCAGUUGCAAGUGGUCAAUCUUGUAGAAAAGCACGGUGUCGAGGCGUCAAUUGGCUCGGCUUACCAGAAGAGUGUCGAAGAGCUCAACAAAGAAGCAGGCGAGGGCAAGACAAUACCUUUUGAAUGGUUCGAUUUCCAUGCCGCCUGUAGGGGCAUGAAGUUCGAAAAUGUGAGCAUCUUGCUCCUCCAGCUGAGGCAAAAGAUUGAGAGCUUCGGAAGCACCGUCCAGAAGGAGGGCGAGCAGCUGAUCCAGCAGAAGGGCGUCCUCCGAACCAACUGCAUGGACUGCCUCGAUCGGACCAACGUCUGCCAGAGCUCGUUUGGGAAGCACAUGCUCGAGGUCCAGCUCAAGGAGGAGGGUUUCGACAUGAGCGCGCAGGUGGACCAGGAGACGGCCUGGUUCAACACCCUGUGGGCGGAUAACGGCGAUGCAGUGUCUAAGCAAUACGCGUCGACGGCGGCCAUGAAGGGCGAUUAUACGAGAACACGAAAGAGGGAUUAUCGAGGUGCCUUGAACGAUUUGGGUCUCUCUCUUGCUAGAUUUUACAGCGGAAUGGUCAAUGACUACUUUAGCCAGGCAGCAAUAGACUUCCUCCUCGGCAACGUCACGGCCAAAAUCUUCGAGGAGUUUGAGAGCGACAUGAUGACCAAGGAUCCUGCCGUGUCGGUGGUCAGGAUGAGGCAACUGGCGGUUGAGCUGUGCCAGAAGAGAGUGAUAGCAGACGAGAAGGAAGAGUUCCACGGGGGAUGGGUUCUCCUCAGCCCCAACGCGCCUGAUACUAUCAAGGCCUUGCCAUUGGAGGAAGUUGUCCUCUUGUUGACGGACGCCGCUCUCUAUCUUUGCCGCUUCGACUGGAAGUCGGACAAGGUCUCCUCCUUUGAGCGUGUCGAGCUCGGCAACAUCACGGGUAUCAAGCACGGCACGUACAUCACCUCGACCAUCUCUCUUUCUCACAUUGACGAGACCAAGAACGCCGGCUUUGUGGUGUCUUAUAACCCAGGCAAGAGUGAUUUUCGACGCACUAACACCCGAACCUUUUCAAGCCGUGGCGACAUGGCCGGCAAGGAGAACCCCUCUGGGCAGAAGGAUGCCAGCAUCCCAGCCAGCUUGGCCAACCUGCUCUCCAGCAAGCCGUCGUCGACAUCUAGCCUACGCCAGCUUGUCUUUAAGGCAACAUAUGUAGACUCUUCUGUGGCCGUCCUCGGGGACGAUGGCCCACGGCAAACCGAAACACAGCAGGUUUCCACCAUUUGCGAAGAGAUUGAGCGAUUGGCGCUGGAACGACAACUAGAGCGCCCAGGGGAAGAGCGCAAGAGCCUAGUCGAGUCCGGAGACAUUAUCUCUCUGGAAGAGGCGAAAAAGAACACCGGGUUGCUAGAGCAGCUGGGGCACUCGAUCAAGAAGAUGGUAUGGGCAUGA
Molecule: messenger RNA, 2826 nt
Organism: Fusarium keratoplasticum
Lineage: Eukaryota; Fungi; Ascomycota; Sordariomycetes; Hypocreales; Nectriaceae
Exons: 3
Coding region: 1-2826 (941 amino acids)
Biological process (GO): phosphatidylinositol dephosphorylation
Cellular component (GO): endoplasmic reticulum
Molecular function (GO): phosphatidylinositol-4-phosphate phosphatase activity
Source: RefSeq, a predicted model, not a curated record